UGAGUGUGUGUGGUUUUUUUAUUCAACAGGCUCCAGGUACAUCAGUCCCUGGUCACUGAUCUCCUCUUGGUCUGAAUCAGCUCACGUUCUCUCCCGUCUACCAUGACUCAGCAGAUCCAGGAGGGAGGGAGUAAAGGUCUAAAUGUGACUCAGCUGGUUUCCACAGCCUCGUUCAGACCAGAUUCAAGAGUGACUUUGAGCCGAGAGGCAGAUCCAGUGGAUGGACGAAGCCAGAAGAAAAGGUCUUACAAAGAAUAUCUGAUGGAUGUUGAGGAUCUGGACAAGUUAGGGUCAGGUGUCGAGGAAGAUGACACUGUUCUACAAGGGUCACUCAGCAAGAAAAGACGACGCUCUGGCAGUAGUGGAGCUGAGUCUGACUGUGGUGCAGAGUCCUGUGCCUUCAAAUGGAUGGAGAGUGCAGAGGAAGAGGAGAAUUGCCCAGACUGGUUAUAUGAAGACAACCAGCACAACAUGACAGAUUCUUCUGAGACCAGACCUGCUGCUUUUUCUUCCACACCACUAACACACAGGCCUCAUCCAGUCGUAUCCAUUCCUCCUUCACCUACGUCUGUGAGCUCCAUGAUCACUCCACUGGUAUUCGGUCCAGUGACGAGCACAGACUGGCCCAUUAGUUCCAUGUGCAGCCCCACUGGUUCAGCCUGGGACAGUCUCAGGUUCAGUCCUGGCUGCGGUGGCCAGGGUCCCAUCAGUGCUGCUGCAUAUCUCCAUCUCUUAGGAGAAUCCUUGGCCCUGAUUGGACACCAUCUCCAGGAGACAAAUAAGCUGGUGUGUGUGUCCAGUAGUGUGUCUCUGCUCUUGGACUCUCUGCUGUGUGCCCUGGCUCCGUUAAUCUCCCUCACCUCGCAGAUACCGGAGCUGAGGAGCUGCUUACAACACACACUGGACUCCACGCUGGAAAAUAUUUCCUAUGUGAUGCCAGGACUGUGAGGAUGAUCAGAGCGCUUUGUGGUGUGCUGAAAGACACACAAAUUUACUUUGGAAAAUUGGCUUUUUUUGUUCCUCCUAAAAGAAUAUUUAUUUGUACUAUAGAAUAAUUUUGUUAACCCAGUAACAAGAUUAUACACAGCCUGGUCAGGAAAAAAAUCCCACACACUAAUACUUCGUUGGACCACCUUUGGCUUUGAUUACAAACUUGCUGCGUUAUUAUUUCAGUAAACUUAUGCAAUGUCACAACAGGCAUUUCCAUUAUUUUUGGGGCCUACAGCUGAUCAACUGAAGCAACAUCAGAUCAUUACACUGCCCCAGAGCACGAUGGGUAAUCCCUUCAUCUAUCACUCUGGAACAGGGUCAGUGUGGACUCAUCAGAUCAUAUGACCUUUUUCCAUUGAAACACAGUUUAAUCUUUAUGCUCUUUAUCAAACUGGUGGUUCAACUUCUCACAAAUGAAACCUAUUCAUCCCUGCAGUAAUUAUCCAAUGGAAGGAUCUGAACUAUUUGCUCAGUUCAUUCCAGGUAAUGCCUUGUUUUUGCCUGGGUUGUGUAUUAUAUUGCUGAAUAAUUAAUUCUUAAGCAAAAAUAUCAUCUUUUGUUCUUUAGUUGGCUGUUGAAAUGCAUCUUAUACACUAAUUAAACAGUUUUUUGUGGUAUUGA
Sphaeramia orbicularis (orbiculate cardinalfish) is the source of this 1611-nucleotide messenger RNA. It is a transcript of the gene hmgxb4b, whose product is annotated as HMG box domain containing 4b. The transcript has 7 exons. The record is from RefSeq and is a predicted model, not a curated record. Bases 103 to 948 code for a protein of 281 amino acids. Lineage: Eukaryota; Metazoa; Chordata; Actinopteri; Kurtiformes; Apogonidae.